Messenger RNA from Vigna radiata var. radiata (mung bean), 477 nucleotides. Its product is annotated as transcription factor MYBS2-like. The transcript has 2 exons. Lineage: Eukaryota; Viridiplantae; Streptophyta; Magnoliopsida; Fabales; Fabaceae. The record is from RefSeq and is a predicted model, not a curated record. Bases 1 to 477 code for a protein of 158 amino acids. Gene Ontology annotation, biological process: response to gibberellin; response to ethylene; response to auxin.
AUGUCGAAAGAUAUGAACAACCAGUUUGAAAGCAAUGAGUUUCCUCCAUCAUCAUCAUCGUCGUUGUUCCUGAAAGGACUCGAGAUAUACAAGAAGGGACAAUGGACCAAUAUUUCAAGGUAUGUGGUGAAAACCAGGACUCCAGCACAAGUUUCCAGCCAUGCACAGCAUUACUACAAACAUUUGGCCGCACCCAAUAAAGGCAAAAGAAAAAGUUUUUACGACGCAAAAACAUCAGACAACGAGGAUGUCUUUCUUUCUCAUGAUCAAGUUCAUAUGCAAAAUGACGAUGUCAAUGUUUCAGAUUACCAAGUUGAUGUGCAAAAUGAUCAAGUUCAUAUGCAAAAGGACGAUGUCUAUGUUCCAGAUUACCCAGUUAAUGUGCAAAAUGACGAUGUCUGUAUUCCAGAUUACCAAGUUGACCAAGCUAUUUUUGCAGAUCUCGACAUCUUAGAAGAUUUGACAGGAUAUAUCUAA